This is a messenger RNA of Coffea arabica (coffee), 1974 nucleotides long. RefSeq names its product protein NUCLEAR FUSION DEFECTIVE 4. Lineage: Eukaryota; Viridiplantae; Streptophyta; Magnoliopsida; Gentianales; Rubiaceae. Gene Ontology annotation, cellular component: membrane. The record is from RefSeq and is a predicted model, not a curated record.
UGGGCAGCGCUAAUUCAUUCAUUCCCUGCCAAUAUAACCGAAACUUUUUCAGCAAAAAUUUCAUUAUAGUCACAGCCACCGGCGGCUUUCUGGAUGUCCCGGCGAACCCUGAUUAAAUCUUUCUUUGCAUUAAUUUCAAGAAAUCCAAAUGGCGGGUCAAUCAAGAAAAUGGAUGAUCCUUCUGGCUACUGUAUGGAUUCAAGCAUUUACGGGGACAAAUUUCGAUUUUUCGGCAUAUUCGUCGGAGCUGAAGGAGGUUCUAGGGGUGUCACAGGUGCAACUGAACUAUUUAGCGACAGCGUCGGACCUUGGCAAGGCGUUUGGGUGGUCGUCGGGGUUGGCCUUGAUGUAUUUGCCGUUGUGGGUGGUGAUGCUCAUUGCUGCCUUCAUGGGACUAGUUGGUUACGGAAUCCAAUGGCUUGUGAUUCGGGAAUUUAUCACCUUGCCUUAUUUUGUGAUGUUCUUGCUUUGCUUGUUGGCUGGAUGCAGCAUUUGCUGGUUCAACACAGUCUGUUUUGUACUCUGCAUAAAAAACUUCCCAUCUAAGUCUAACAGACCACUAGCACUUGCUCUCACAGUGAGCUUCAAUGGAGCAAGCGCAGCAUUUUACAAUCUUGCUGCUACAGCAAUGAACCCUUCAUCUAGUGCACUCUAUCUUCUUCUCAACGCCUUCAUACCGUUGUUCACAUCUCUGGUAGCACUCAUUCCUAUUCUUCGUCAACCAACUCUGGAUACCCUUCCUCCUGAUGCUGUCAAGCGUGAUCAGUUUAUAUUCAUCAUAUUGAAUUUCUUGGCUGUCAUUACUGGCAUAUAUCUCCUUCUUCUACAUCCAGUGAGUACAAAAGCCGCACGUUUCCUAUUUAGCGGUGCCAUUUUCCUCCUCCUGCUUCCCUUAGGUAUCCCUGGUAUAGUAUAUGCAAGAAAUUGGUUCGAUCAAAAAAUUUACUCACGCUUCCGCAUGGAAGGCUCCAGUUUCAUACUUAUUGAUCAUGAUGAUCUUGAACUGCAUAGGGGGCUUCUUAGUCGAGAUAAUAGCUUAAGAAAUGGAUCCCUUUGUUCUGUCGAUGGUGACGAAAGUGUUAAAGGAAUUUCUAGACAAGAAAGUACUGAAUCCAAUGGAAGGUGUUGCAAGACUGUAAUUGAGAAGGAUCAAUUGAUAAUGCUAGGGGAAGAGCACAAGGCUCGAAUGCUUGUUCGUAGGCUGGACUUCUGGCUAUAUUACUUGGCAUACUUCUGUGGAGGUACAAUUGGAUUAGUCUACAGCAAUAACCUAGGGCAAAUUGCAGAGUCACUUGGACAAUAUUCAAAGACUGAACUCCUUAUAACACUCUAUUCAUCCCUCUCUUUCUUUGGUCGCCUGCUUUCAGCUGUACCAGACUUAAUCAGGACAAGAUUCUAUUUCGCAAGGACUGGAUGGUUGGCAAUUGCACUGCUGCCUACACCAAUCGCAUUCUUCUUGCUUGCUGUAACAAGCAGUCAAAUGGCACUUCAAGCAGGAACAGCUUUGAUUGGAUUGAGCUCUGGCUUCAUAUUUGCAGCUGCAAUUUCAAUAACAUCUGAGCUGUUCGGGCCUAAUAGUGUAGGUGUCAACCACAACAUUCUCAUUACAAACAUCCCUCUUGGAUCACUUCUGUAUGGUGUCCUUGCAGCAAUAGUCUAUGAUGCCAAUGCCGGUUCAGGCCUUGGAGCCGUCACUGACAUGGUCUGUAUGGGUAGAAAAUGCUAUUUCUAUACCUUUGUUUGGUGGGGAGGCAUCUCCAUUUUGGGAUUAGCAUUCAGUGUGCUAUUAUUCUUGAGAACUCGACCGGCUUAUGGUCGCUUUGAACAGAAUAGAUUAUCCACAUUGUUGUAUUAGGAGCAUAAAGUGUAUAGAACUAGUCAUCUCCAGCUUAACGUGUAGGGAUUUUCUUAGCACUCAGUAUGGAAAAACGUACAACUAUUGCUGAUGGGAAUGAACUCGUUUUCCUUGGAAAA